UUCUUUAUCCCUCCAUCAAAACUAUUUCAUUUUCUCUCUCUACACUCUAAUUACACCACUCUCACCCAAACCAACGAUAACAAAAACCCAAUACAACACCCUCUGUGCUGUUUUUUUUUGUUUAAAAAAAUAUGGAGGAAUGCAAAAAUGAUACAAGGAAGCGAGUCAGAGAGGACUCGGAGGUCGACUCGCCCGAGUCAAAGCGAGUCAUCCGAGUCGACUCCGGUUCCGAUGAUAACUCGUCCGAGUUUCAUCUAACACGUGUUAACUCGAGCGAGUCAUUUGUUGAUUCGAACGAUUCAAAACUCGUUCCACAUCAACCCGACUCGUCCGGGGUUAACGAGAUGAAUGAUGAGAUUCUUAAUAUUCUAGACGAAACAGAUAAUGUAACGGAGCGGGAAACCAGCACCACCGUACAAGGUCUCGAUUCUGUCAUAAAAAGCUUCGAAGAUGAAAUACUUGCUUCGGGUUUAGGUUCGGACCCGAACCAUGUACCCGAGUCAGGUGAGUUUAACCCGAACCUGGGGUACCUAUUGGAAGCGUCGGAUGAUGAACUUGGUUUACCACCGACGGUGGUAACCAACGAAGAGUUUGAGAAGGCUGAAAAAGAAGAGUGGGGUCGGGUUGGCCCGGAUGGGAUUGAUUUGAGCGGGUUCUUUUGGUUUGAAGAAGAGAUCCGAAACAAUGAAGCGUUCGGGUUUGUGGGGUAUGAUGGAAACGAUAACGAAGGAGGUUAUGUAACGAUUGAUGGGUUGUUUGAUUAUGCUGAACCUGAUGAUAUGUUGUGGCGGUCGGAGUCGUUACAGGCUAUGUAGGAUUUUCCGGCACGGCGAUAUUUUGUAACGGUCUUGUCGGAAUGUUUUGGUUAACUAUGUAUGUGUGUAUGUAAAUCUGUGGUGGUUUUAGGCAGCACAUAUGAAGAUGACGUAGGAGGGAGGGUAGAUGUUAAAAUUUUAGAAUUAUGAAAUUUGUUGAAUACGUCCUUACCCUGACUUGUUCGAUAGUUUUUUUUCCUAAAAAUGUUAAUGUGAAAUCUAGUUUAUCUUGACAAGGUC
This is a messenger RNA of Cicer arietinum (chickpea), 1055 nucleotides long. RefSeq lists its product as uncharacterized. Lineage: Eukaryota; Viridiplantae; Streptophyta; Magnoliopsida; Fabales; Fabaceae. The record is from RefSeq and is a predicted model, not a curated record.